This is a messenger RNA of Cajanus cajan (pigeon pea), 1941 nucleotides long. It is a transcript of the gene UNE10, whose product is annotated as basic helix-loop-helix (bHLH) DNA-binding superfamily protein. Gene Ontology annotation, cellular component: nucleus. The record is from RefSeq and is a predicted model, not a curated record. Lineage: Eukaryota; Viridiplantae; Streptophyta; Magnoliopsida; Fabales; Fabaceae. Gene Ontology annotation, molecular function: protein dimerization activity.
AACUUUUUCCCCACCUUCUCACUCCAUACAUAUGGACUAGAUUCUCUCUUUUCCCCUAGCCAAACCAAAUCCACAAACUUGUUUCCCUCCAUUCCUUGAUAUUAGAAGAGGGUCAUUACUCAUUACUCAUUACUCAUUACUCAUUACUCAUUAUUCAUUACCAACAACAAUAAUCAAUGUUUUCCCCCUAGCCUUGCCUCUCUCAUCAUUCCCACUAUUCUUCACUUCUCUUCUCCCAUGUGAACAAACUCACUUCUAUUUCCAACAAACACAUCAAUAUUCUUCCCCCAAAAUGAGCCAGUGUGUUCCAAGCUGGGAUGUCGACGACAACCCACCACCCCCAAGACUCUCUCUUCGCUCCAACUCCAAUUCCACUGCCCCUGAUGUUCCCAUGUUAGACUACGAAGUUGCGGAACUGACAUGGGAAAAUGGACAACUUUCUAUGCAUGGGUUAGGGCUACCGCGUGUGCCUGUAAAACCCCCAACAAGCGCCGCGAAUAAGUACACGUGGGAGAAGCCUCGCGCGAGUGGCACCUUGGAGUCCAUAGUGAACCAAGCCACGAGCCUGCCGCAGCGCGGGAAGCCGUCGCUGAACGGUGACGGCGUCGGCGUCUGCGGGGGCUUCGUGGUGCCGUGGUUCGACCCCCACGCGCACGGCGGCGGAGGCGGCGCCACCGCGAACACGGUGGGGAUGGACGCACUGGUGCCGUGCUCGAAGCGGGAGGCGCGGAAGCAGGGCGUGGAGUCGGUCCCAGGCGGCACGUGCAUGGUGGGGUGCUCCACACGUGUGGGGUCUUGCUGCGGUAACCAGGGGGCGAAGGGGCACGAGAUGAGUGGGAGGGAUCAGAGCGUGAGUGGCAGUGCCACGUUUGGGAGGGAUAGCAAGCACGUGACCCUUGACACGUGCGACAGGGAGUUCGGUGUGGCUUUCACUUCCACCUCUAUUAACUCUCUCGAUAACACCAGCUCCGCUAAGCACUGCACCAAGACCACGACCGUUGACGACCACGAUUCCGUUUCCCACAGUAAACCAGUGGGUGAAGAUGGGGAUAAGGAGAAGAAAAAGAGAGCGAACGGAAAAUCGUCGGUGUCCACUAAAAGGAGCAGGGCUGCGGCUAUACACAACCAAUCUGAAAGGAAAAGGAGGGAUAAGAUAAACCAAAGAAUGAAGACAUUGCAAAAGUUGGUCCCAAAUUCCAGCAAGACUGACAAGGCUUCAAUGUUGGAUGAGGUGAUAGAAUAUUUGAAGCAGUUGCAAGCACAAGUGCAGAUGAUGAAUAGAAUCAACAUGUCAUCGAUGAUGCUGCCAUUGACCAUGCAACAACAGCUUCAAAUGUCGAUGAUGUCUCCAAUGGGCAUGGGAUUAGGGAUGGGAAUGGGGAUGGGGAUGGGAAUGGGCAUGGACAUGAACUCCAUGAACCGUGCUAACAUCCCUGGCAUCCCUCCGGUUCUCCACCCUUCUGCCUUCAUGCCCAUGGCGGCCUCCUGGGAUGCCGCUGCCGUUGCCGUCGGCGGCAGUGACAGACUUCAAGGAACUCCGGCCACCGUGAUGCCUGACCCUUUGUCCACAUUUUUUGGGUGCCAAUCACAGCCCAUGAACAUGGAUGCCUACAGUAGACUUGCUGCAAUGUAUCAGCAGCUGCAUCAACCUCCAGCUUCUGGUUCCAAGAACUGAGCUAGCUGAUUCUUCUGCUGUGAUAGUGUUGAGCUACAAACAAGAUACUUAUUCUUUGUGAGAAUUAUGUAUAUUAGCUCCAAAGCAAGCGAUGAGAAACAAUAGCUGAAUAUAUGUACAUGUCCUUUCUUAUUUGGGGUUAGUAACUUGUUGAGAUUAGGUGCUUUCUUGGCUAUUUUACCUUCAUAUGUAUGUUCAUAUAAUUUGCGACUUGUAUAACGCGUUUUGCUAUUUAGUUGAAUAAAGGGUUUAACCUGAUUCAAGUC